AUGGUAUUGGAUCUACGUACACCGAGCGUUGAUGGUGCUGCUAUAAAGACACCCAUUGUCGAGAGCGAGACGACAGUUUGCUUGCAGCUGGCACACUUUUUGGACGACAGACAAACUGCGGUAACCUUUUUUAUUAUGAAGUAUUACGCGUGUGUUGUCGCCUGCUGGGCGCUGCUGGCUGUGGUCGGGCGUGCAACGCCGGCGAAGAUCGAAGGCCUGGAACAGACGCAGGAAAUUGGUGAUGUGAACGACAGAGAACCUCGACUGUUCUUUCAGUUCUUCACGAUUACCCCAGACAGCUGCACAACGAACAUAAACACUCAAGGAAUUUGUUACUCAGCAACCGACUGCAAAAAUUUGGGGGGCACCGCAAGUGGCAGUUGCGCGGUGGGCUUCGGAGUUUGUUGCACAUUCUCGCGCAGUUGUGAGUCGUCAACAAACGUGAGUCAAACUUUGUUCCAAAAUCCCGGGUAUCCUGCAGCUACAACCACUGUCCUCGAUGCUUGCCGUCUCAAGGUUUAUCCUGUAAACAGCAACAUCUGUCAAAUUCGUCUGGACUUGACAGAUUUCAGCUUUCCCCAGCCCGACAUAGAGGGAGAGUGUGUCACGGACUUCCUGCAAGUUAUUGGGGGAGUCACGAACACACCAUUGAUUUGCGGAGAAAAUUUUGGCCAACAUUUGUACGUGGAUGUGAGUCCAGACUUCGGGAGCGUGACGAUCAACGUUGUAGCCUCAGCACCGGGGGCAAAGUGGAACAUCUCCGUCACACAAAUAGAAUGUAACUCUGAAAACAGAGCCCCGGCGGGCUGCCUCCAGUACUUCACCAACACAAAGGGAACCAUCAAAAGCUUCAACUACGACGCUACAACCUUCCCGAACUCCACUCCACCCACGGCCACCACGCAGCUGGCAAGUCAGGUAUACGGCGUCUGCAUAAAGCCGCAGUCUGGCUUCUGCAGCGUCUCCUACAAGAAAACAAGCGGGUUGGUCAAUGACUACACCUUCUCCACGACUGGGGACGCGAGCAUCUAUCCUCCCGGUGAUCCUCUUCCCGGUAAAGCUGGCAGUGCAGAUUGCACCACAGAUUACCUGAUGAUCCUCGGCGGUACCAUAACGGAUGCAAACUACGUAGUCAUCUCCGCUGAUCGUUACUGUGGCUUCAACUUCCCCAGUAAAGUAGAAACCUCCGUGCAGCCGUUCGUGCUCUACGUGGUCACUGACGCACAAGAAACAACUUAUGCCGACAGUCAACUCAUAGAUGGCCCCAACGUUGGCUUUUCCGUCGACUACAGAAUGCAAGCUUGUUAAUUGAAGCGCCGGAAUCAUUGAAGCUGUGUUGUCCUAGCGGCACAUGAAUGCUAAGACCUGCACCGGUUCAAUGAUAUGUUUACUUAUAAUAUAUUU
Messenger RNA from Hyalella azteca, 1404 nucleotides. RefSeq lists its product as uncharacterized. Lineage: Eukaryota; Metazoa; Arthropoda; Malacostraca; Amphipoda; Hyalellidae. Bases 1 to 1308 code for a protein of 435 amino acids. The record is from RefSeq and is a predicted model, not a curated record. The transcript is spliced from 9 exons.